Aphis gossypii (cotton aphid) is the source of this 1600-nucleotide messenger RNA. Its product is annotated as thiamin pyrophosphokinase 1. Gene Ontology annotation, biological process: thiamine diphosphate biosynthetic process; thiamine metabolic process. The transcript is spliced from 5 exons. NCBI's taxonomy places the organism in Eukaryota, Metazoa, Arthropoda, Insecta, Hemiptera, Aphididae. The coding region runs from base 481 to 1272 and encodes 263 amino acids. Gene Ontology annotation, molecular function: thiamine binding; thiamine diphosphokinase activity; ATP binding. The record is from RefSeq and is a predicted model, not a curated record.
ACACUGAACUCAAUGUAGAUAAUAAUAUAUGUAUGUGUAUUCACUUAUAUACUUAUAUGUGUCUGUGGACUGUACGUCGUUUGCUUAUCAGUCAUUUUAUUAUCAUACAAAAAUAAAUAAUAAUAUAAAUAUUAAAUUACAAUAAUUGCUCCGAUUUGGAAAUCCAUUAAUAAAUUAAAUAGAGUUCGAACGACAACGAUGGUCGGUAGAAGUGGCGGUGGCCGUGUGCGACCGGUUAUACGUAGUGCGUGUUAGACGAGACAGUCAGGCAGUAUUCCUUAAUCUAUCGUUGUGCUCCACCGUCAUUCGUCCUAAAGACUUGUUCGUAAGUCGUAUGAAAAUCCCGUGUUCCAUUGCCAUUAAUUGGCUAUCGAAAAUUUGUUAUUCACGAGGUUAGUGUUCGUGCAGUCUGUAGUUUCGUGCUCGGUAGUUAGUGUUGUAAUUUUAUGCGUUGCAUAAUUAUUCCGGUGUAGUGACGCUAUGAUCUCCGAUCCUCCUAAGUCCCGAGACUGGUGGCCAGAUUUGGAAGACUUACGACUGGCGAACACGGCUGUGGUUGUGUUAAACACAAGCAUUGAAAAUCCACCAAAGCUGGUGCGGCAUCUGUGGAAUAAUUCCUGGCUCCGAGUGACUGUCGAUGGUGGCACAAACAAAUGGCACAGUUUUGUCAAACAAAACUCAUUUGAUGACUUAAAAUUCCCCGACCUCAUAACUGGUGAUCUAGAUUCGGCCAACCCUGCUGUCGUUGAUCAGUUUGUAUCAAUGGGUUCAACAAUCAUUCCCACACCCAACCAGGAUGAGACAGACUUCACCAAAGCACUUAAAGAGGUUAAGAAAUACUCUGCAAAACAUUGUAAAUCAAUAGAUUCUAUUAUUGUUAUGGUUAACAUGUGCCAUAGGGUCGAUCAUUUCUUGUCAAAUUUAAACACUUUGUACAAAUCUAAAACUAAAGAUCUUUAUUUCGACGAAGACAUAUAUCUUCUAGGGAGAAAUUCAUUGACCUGGUUGCUCCAGGCCGGCACACAUCGUAUCCAUGUUCCUCAGUCCCUCAGGUUUCACCCAGAGAAUAAUUAUGUAGGAUUUUUUCCAAUGGGUUCGGCAUGCAACGAAUGUACAACUACAGGACUCAAAUGGAAUUUAAGUGGAAAACCUAUGGAAAUGGGAGGACUUACCAGCAGUAGUAAUACAUUCAAUGGAGAACCAAUUGUCACAAUCACCAACAGUUCUCCACUAUUGUGGACAAUGACUAUGGGCUAUGAAGAAAGUUUCUAAAUCAAGAAGAACAUUGUUAGAUUGAUAUAUUUUAUUCUAAAGUAAAAUAUUUCCUUUCCUACUGCCUGAUCACUUGUUAUUUACUCGCACAAGAACAUCAUGUAUUUCAUGAUCUACAUUGUCAGUAUGACUGCAAUAAAAUUUAGUGUUUAUUACGAAUAAUGUAUCAGUGCAAUUAAUUUUUAUAAAGUAAUAUUAUAGAAGUUUGUUAUUAUAUUUUUAGAAUUUAUUUGUGUUAGGGCCUCGAGGGUUGUUAUAUUUGAAAUAGUCUAUGCAAUAAUGUAUUUAAUUGUUGUUUUCAGUCAAAUAUAUUUAUAGACACAUAUAA